This is a messenger RNA of Macrobrachium nipponense, 4007 nucleotides long. RefSeq names its product cyclin G-like (gene CycG). Gene Ontology annotation, cellular component: cyclin-dependent protein kinase holoenzyme complex; cytoplasm; nucleus. NCBI's taxonomy places the organism in Eukaryota, Metazoa, Arthropoda, Malacostraca, Decapoda, Palaemonidae. The transcript has 6 exons. Gene Ontology annotation, biological process: mitotic cell cycle phase transition; regulation of cyclin-dependent protein serine/threonine kinase activity. The record is from RefSeq and is a predicted model, not a curated record. Bases 425 to 1624 code for a protein of 399 amino acids. Gene Ontology annotation, molecular function: cyclin-dependent protein serine/threonine kinase regulator activity.
CCAUCUGCCCUGUUGUGAGAGAGGAGGAGGCAGCGGAGGCAGUCAGUAUAAACAAAACCACGGUCGGGGAAAGAACGUCGCGAGUGGCCCGUCAGACUUGUACAAAUCGUAUCUGUGAUAAUCGGCGCCGAGCCUCGAUCUCCCAUGAAAGUACAUAUCUGAGGCUCUCCGAGUGCCAUGCGAGUGUCCACACGCCCCCUCGCGCCACAUUCAAGAUAAUAUUGCCAAAGAUUUUAUCGAUUCACCUUCCUCUAUGCCUCCUCCUCCACCUGCAUCGAGGACCUUCGUCGCCAGCAACUCCUCCCCAAUUUCCUCUCUUUGUUAACCAUGGACACCAAAAACGGCAAGAUGCAGUAAGCCAAGUUGGACAGGUGGUGCAGCUGGUUAGUGUGGGUUGUGUGUAUCGAUAGCUGGUACUUAGGAGAUGGCUUGUGCUCAGCUUCCUGCUGCUGGUGCUGUCUCUGGCGCUGCCAUGGCAGCAGCUGACAGCAGCCACGAUCUGCUGACGCCGUUGCUUGAGGCCCUCCUCCUCGAGCCUAAAUACCAGCCUUCCUUGGCACUUCCCCACGCUGCCAAGCAGGAUGGUGGUGAAAUCAGCAUGAGGAUGCGUAAUGGGUCAGCUCAUGUUUUGCGCUGCUUGAAGGUGUGGUAUGAUCUUCCUCCCGACACUUUCUUCAACGCUGUCAACAUCAUGGAUCGGUUCCUCACACGAAUGAAAGCACAGCCAAAGCAUUUGUCUUGCAUUGCUGUGAGUGCCUUCCAUCUGUCCUGCCAGUAUACACCAGGAUACAACCACUUGCGGGAUGUACCUCAGGUGGUACCAGAUAGCAGAGACUUGACCACCAUCUCUCAGUGCAAGUGCUCGUCAGGUGAUGUGACCCGCAUGGAACGCAUCAUUAUGGACAAGCUGGCCACCGAUUUGCGCUGCCAGCCACCUGUGACGCCCCUCACUUUUCUCCGCCUCCUUUUUGCUGCUCACGCUCACUUAGCUGCCCCACACUUAGACGACCAAACAUCUCAAACACUUCCCCCUUCCCUUACCACACUGAUCCAUAAGCUGGAAAUUGUGGAGUGUGAUGGCGCAGCUGCUACGUUCAGGCCGUCGGAACUGGCGCUUGCUCUUUUGGCUUUGGAGCUGAGGCAAGACAUAGUCAACAGGCAACUUCACCUUGCAUGUGUCGACCACCUGAAAACUAUAUGUAAGGUAGGGGAUGAAAGCUUUGGUCGAUGUCAAAAAGUAGUUGCAGAACUUAUGGACCAGUAUGAGAACCAGAGACACUCCCCUCACCGCCAGCGUCUCGUGUGGAAGCUUUCCAACAGAACUCUACGACAGCUGAGACCCACCGAUAAGUUUACUACUCGGCUGCCAACCAUCGUUGAAAUGCAAGGUCCAGUGCAUCCUCCUAUCAUAAGGCCAAGAACGGAUAGCGAGAGCUCUGAGAUGUACGUGUCGUCAUCUGAGGAAGAGAUGGACUAUGAUUAUGAUGAAGAGUUUCCACCGUUGCCAACUCCUGCGACGUCAUUGAAGUCUCCAAGGAAGUCCCUCAGCCAGAGCCCCCACAAGAAAAUUCCCUCAUUCCUUCCCUACCCCCAAGCUAACAGAAAACAUAACCGUAUGGCAUAAUUUCUGUUCAUGUGUAUUGUACCCUGAAAAGAACAAGCAAAGAGAUGUAAAAUUCUUUAUUCCAAAUAGUGUGCUUGUUUGAUGUUCAGGAAUAUAUAAAAAUGAUUAUCUUCCGUUCCUAUACGUGCAGUUUUAAGUGUUCUAUGCUGUCCUGACAGGAAAGUUUAUCAUUAUGUGAGGAGUCUUGACAGACCAGUGGCGCGUUCAUAGUUUGUAAAAUGAACGUGGUAUCGUUGUUGUUUUUAAUUGAUGUUAAUGACAAAAAAAAAGCUACUUGUCUGCACAAAGCUUUCUAUAAUGAAUCACUGCAACAGUUUUAUUGUGAACAACAAUGAUUUUUAUUUUUAUUUUUUUUGUAUUAUUAUUAGUUGUGCUAUACAGAUCUCUUCAGUAUGUCUGUCUGUCUGUCUGUUAGAUAGUCUGGUUCUGUUGAACACUUGAGUUUUUUGUUUUGAAGGAAUAUGAAAGUUGAGGUGGAUUAUACUAAUUUCAAAUUUAUUUUAGUCUCGUUAAAGUGUCAUUAUGGGAACAGCCAUCAUAAUUGUUGGGCAGUUGAAUCGACCGACCCAAUGUUUGUCACUACUGUAUGAUUAUUUUUCGUGUUCUUUAGCUUCUUCAUAUUUGCUAUAGAAAAUUUUAACUGUCUAUUGAUAAUGAUCUUUAGUGAGAAAAAAAGAAAAAAGCUUACAAAAAUAAUACUACUUUAUUGGAUGUAUGUGUUAGUCUACUUGUAGCUUUACUCAGCAUCUCCUUCAAGAAAAGUACAAAAAAAACAUAAAAUUACAAAAUAAUUACUAACAAGUAGGGUUAUACUGUAAUAGCCUUUCUUUCCAUUAUUCACUAAUCUCUUUGGGUAGCCUAUAAUAGCCUGGCCAUAAAGCAGAAAUGAAGUUGGCAAUUCUUUCCUGGCUGAAUACGGAUGGGACAGGUUUAUCAAUCGUUUGCUGAAGCUACACUAGUCCCUAGUCAGUAUUGUUCUGUGCUGUGAACAGUUCUCCCCUUGCAGUGUUGUUCAGGUAUUAUGUUGAAAUAUCUUGACACCAACUACCAAUCCUCAGUUGGUUGAAGCUGAACAGCAUUAGACGUGUCCUUCACUGGAUGCAAGGCUGUGAUAACCCUCAGACAUGGAGUCUGUUCUAUAGAUGCUGGGGAUGACAAGCUCCGCCUUCUGUGACCCUCACACAAUCAGUUUCUAACUGUAUCAUGGGAGUACUUAGGGUUUAGGUUUUGCCUGAGGUUGCCUGCUGUGAGAAAGGUCUUCGAGGAAGUUGACCCGAGGUGAAUUCUCUGUCGGGAACAGAAGGCUCUGACCCUAUUGAUGCUACAGUUGGUGGUGGUUGCUAUCCCUUUGGGGAGUCUGAUUCACGUAUUAAGGCACAGUAGUAGAUACAGGGUGGUUUUGAUGGUUUUUUUCCGAGCGAUGGACACCCUUCGGGGCGACGAGUCGCGGAGAUAACCCAUCCCUACCUUCUCUAACCAACCAGCAUAAAUGCUGUUGAUUUUACAAAAGUAGAUUAUUUGUAUUAGUUUUGGGGAAGUUUGUUAGCAGUUUGUGCAGCAGAACGUGCCCCCUACUGCUAUUAAAUAGUGUACCUGCCAAUUUGUAGAGUUCAGAAAGUAUAUCGGUGCUGGGCUCGGGAAAAGAUGAGCCUUAGUGCAGGUUUUUUCUGUGAAUUUAUUUAUUAUUUAUACAUUUAAAUGUAUGUGCACAUCUGAUGCAAAGCUUACUUUAGUCCACAAGAAGGUAUUUAUUAUGUUUGAUUUGAUAAGGGAGUGUACUAUUAAAGGUAUUUGAAAAAUUACAGCCAGCAGCAAAUGCAUUUCAAGUAAGAGAAAAAAAAAAAGAAAAAAAAAAAGUCACCUUAUAAAGAAUGUUGUCCUUAAAGGGCAAUGCUUAGCUCUGGUAUGUCUUAACCAGCAGGGUUUUGUUGUAAUAUCUUCAGCCAAACCAAAGUGAUGUUCCCUAGUCCCAACAAAAUGGAUCCUCAUGUUUGAUGUAAAUUGUCCAUGUAAAUUGCUGCUGUGUAGCUGAAUGAAACCAAAAAUGUUCUGUUUCUGUGCUUUUAGCUGUUGUAGGUAAGACUUUUAAUUUUGCAAUAUCAAGAAGUCUUUUGAGGGAAGUCUUGUACAAAAUCACAUGGAAUAGUUGAAAGGCUGUGUGAGUAGGCAGGAUAUGUUGGGUCUUGUGAGAUGAAAAUGGUUUUGGCUUGUUUGCUUAUUGGAUAUAUGUACAGAAUAUUAAGUUAUUUUUAAAGAUCUAUCAAAGCUUCGGGCAUUUGACAACAACCCAAAGAGCAAGAAGUGUAGUAAAUUCUCGUCAUACACAGUUGUCUAGCCUCCACAACAAAAAAUGAAGUAAAUGAUUACAUAUUUUUUUAAACAA